GCUUGCUGGUGAAUUUAGCAGUGAAAAGGGCCACAUGUUUGUUGAACAACUUCACAAAGUGCAGUGCAUGCUGCAGGACGUGGGCUCCAACAUCGCGACGCCUCUCUCCUCGGCCAGGGAGGCUCACUUAAGACGAACAUCUUUUAGUGAGAAGCCCGUUCUGGAGCUGGAGCAGUGGAUUGACAGUUACUCAGAGCAGCUUCCUCCGCUCAGAGCUUUCAUCUUGCCGUCAGGAGGCAAGAGCAGCGCUGCUCUCCACUUCUCCCGAGCUGUCUGCCGCAGAGCUGAAAGGUGCGUGAUUCCUUUAGUACAAGCAGGAGAAGCGGAUCCCAACGUGGCCAAAUAUUUAAACAGACUGAGCGACUACCUCUUCGUUCUGGCACGUUAUGCUGCAAUGAAGGAAGGGAAGGAGGAGAAAAUCUAUGUAAAGCCUGAACCGUAA
This is a messenger RNA of Leptosomus discolor (cuckoo roller), 442 nucleotides long. NCBI's taxonomy places the organism in Eukaryota, Metazoa, Chordata, Aves, Leptosomiformes, Leptosomidae. The record is from RefSeq and is a predicted model, not a curated record.